AUGGAGCUGCUGAACCAACUCACUAGCUUCCUCCUCUUUGUCCGACCAAAAAAACCAAGAGAGUAUUUAAUCUCUCUUCUGGAACGACUGAGAAUUGCCAAGGUAACAGGCGUAACAUUUCCUUUCUUCAUGGACAACUCUAAUAUUGUGUCAAUGUUUGAGAUGAUGGACUCCUCUGGCAGAGGCUGCAUAUCAUUUGUGCAGUAUAAGGAAGCCCUAAAAAACUUGGGUCUGUGUACUGCAGAUGAAGUUUUAAAUGAUGAUGGAAAUUUAAUAACUUUGGAUAAAUUCAGAGAUGAAGUAUGUUCCUUGUAUCCAUGA
This is a messenger RNA of Cricetulus griseus (Chinese hamster), 321 nucleotides long. The record is from RefSeq and is a predicted model, not a curated record. Lineage: Eukaryota; Metazoa; Chordata; Mammalia; Rodentia; Cricetidae.